GGGAAGCUGCUAGAAUUGAACAAUGCAAAGGGAGGGUUUUUGCCUUACAAGAUGAACCAGAAGUUGCCCGGGUUUGGUUGCCAAACAGCAAUUCACCAGGCUUAGCCAUGGCCAGAGCUUUUGGAGACUUCUGCCUCAAGGAUUAUGGUUUAAUUUCAGUUCCAGAUAUCUCAUACCGUCUUCUCACUGACAAAGAUGAAUUCAUCGUUCUUGCAACUGAUGGUAUCUGGGAUGCUCUUUCAAAUAAAGAAGUUGUAGACAUUGUUGCUUCGGCGCCAUCUCGUGUCACCGCAGCCAGAGCUGUUGUCGAUUCUGCAAUUAGGGCUUGGAGAUUAAAGUUCCCUACUUCCAAAAUCGACGAUUGUGCCGCCGUUUGUUUAUUUUUAAGCCCUCUGCCGCCCUCAUCCAGCCAAGCCAUUGAAGCAGCAGAUAACGAAGAAAGACGAGGCUCUGUUGAUCAAUCCGCGGCGUCGCUGGAGCAACCAAAUACACUUCACAGUCCCAAUGAGAUCAUUCCUAUAUCAGAAAACCCUAAAUUAUGUAAUGCUCCAGACCAUGGCCAAUCCACAAGAAGACUUGCUGACUGUAUAUCCUCCACAGAAGAAGAGGAAUGGUCUGCUCUAGAAGGUGUAACUAGGGUUAACUCUCUGUUAAAUAUUCCAAGGUUCUUUUCCAGUGACAAGAAAUCCAACGGUCGAAGAAAUCGAUUGUGAAAAGCAUAGUGUGAUUUAGAACUGCUCUGCAAAUUUACGUUGAGCUGAACUGGUUCAGCUUCAGUAUGUUGGCGUUGCAUUUAUUUCUCUAGUAUAAUGCAAAUUUUUUUUAAUAUA
Molecule: messenger RNA, 830 nt
Organism: Phalaenopsis equestris
Lineage: Eukaryota; Viridiplantae; Streptophyta; Magnoliopsida; Asparagales; Orchidaceae
Product: probable protein phosphatase 2C 66
Biological process (GO): protein dephosphorylation
Molecular function (GO): protein serine/threonine phosphatase activity
Source: RefSeq, a predicted model, not a curated record